Molecule: messenger RNA, 1569 nt
Organism: Colletotrichum siamense
Lineage: Eukaryota; Fungi; Ascomycota; Sordariomycetes; Glomerellales; Glomerellaceae
Product: putative NADPH:adrenodoxin oxidoreductase
Exons: 3
Coding region: 1-1569 (522 amino acids)
Biological process (GO): ubiquinone biosynthetic process
Cellular component (GO): mitochondrion
Source: RefSeq, a predicted model, not a curated record
AUGCUCCUCCUACUCCGAGUCCGGCCGCUUCUAGGCUGCAGCCAUGCUCGGCCUCAGGUGGGCACCGGCAACUCAGCGGUCCGCCUGAUCAGCACCGAAGCGUCUAUCGCAAGGCGAACUCGUUCUCCCGAAGACUCGUUUCGCGUCGCUGUUGUAGGAUCCGGCCCCGCCGGUUUCUAUGCGUCUUACCGCGUCAUGUCUCGGCUCCCAAACGCGAAGAUUGACAUGUUUGAGUCAUUGCCAGUUCCCUUCGGUCUUGUCCGCUUCGGCGUCGCCCCAGAUCACCCUGAAGUCAAGAAAUGCCAAGAUAAGUUUGAGGAGGUCGCUGGCUCUCCUAAUUUCACAUUUGUUGGCAACGUUUCCGUUGGCGAAGCAGGUUUUCAUCCGCAUAGCUGCACUAUUCCGUUUUCGAGUCUACUGCGCCAUUACGAUGCUGUCUUGUUGUCAUACGGGGCAGCAAAGGACAGGACACUUGGUGUUCCAGGGGAAUCUGAGCUUCGGGGCAUAUAUUCUGCACGUUCAUUCGUUGGCUGGUACAACGGACUUCCCGAGUACGCCGGGCUGGCGCCGGACUUGACCAAAGGCGACGAAGCUGUUAUCGUCGGUCAGGGAAAUGUUGCUUUGGAUGUAGCUCGCAUGCUGCUUGAAGAUAUAGAUGUCUUACGCAAAACAGACAUCACUGAAGAAGCGUUAGCCAACCUGGCCGUUUCCCGCAUCAAGAGGGUUCAUGUCAUUGGAAGGCGUGGGCCUAUGCAGGCAGCUUUCACCAUUAAAGAGGUCAGGGAGCUGAUGAAGAUUCCCAGUCUUGCUUUCCAUCCCGUCGACCCAACCCUCCUCCCUCCUGAAAUCAAGACGCUCCCCAGAGCGGCAAAGAGACUGAUGGAGGUAGUAGCCAAAGGCUCAGCUGUCCGGCCCAACGAUGUUGCGAGGUCUUGGUCUCUCGAUUUUUGCCUGAGCCCAGUAGAGUUUCUCGCCAGCCCGGAAUCUCCGUCCGAUGUUGGUAGUACCCGGUUGGAACGAACGGAGUUGUCCUCCAAGUUCGACCCCGGUGCCCAGGUUCGCUUAACCGGGGAAACGAUAACUGUGCCCUCAGACCUGGUCUUCCGUUCCAUCGGCUACAAAUCUGUCUCCAUACCGGGAUUGCAGGAAGCAGGCCUUGCCUUUGAUGACCGGCGUGGUGUUGUUAUGAACGAUGGGCGUGGCAGAGUCUUGCGGCAUACCUCGGGGAACUCAUCAGAAUUCGACGCUUCCCCUGGCGUUUAUUGCGCCGGUUGGGUGAAAAGAGGACCAACAGGAGUUAUCGCAUCGACCAUGAUGGAUGCUUUCGAGACCGGCGACUCAAUCGUACAGGACUGGCUGUCCGGGUUCCCAUUUCUGUCCGGAACUGACAUGAACACCAAGCAUGGAUGGGCAGGGAUCAGUGCAGAAGUUGGCGACAGGGCCUCGAAAAGAGUAUCCUGGGCUGAUUGGCAGAAGAUAGACAGGGCCGAGAAAGACAAUGGCCGUGCUGUGGGCAAAGAACGAGAAAAGUUCACAUCCACCAAAGCGAUGCUCGAUGUUAUUUCGUGA